Molecule: messenger RNA, 3660 nt
Organism: Toxoplasma gondii ME49
Lineage: Eukaryota; Apicomplexa; Conoidasida; Eucoccidiorida; Sarcocystidae
Product: tetratricopeptide repeat-containing protein
Exons: 18
Coding region: 1-3660 (1219 amino acids)
Molecular function (GO): Hsp90 protein binding
Source: RefSeq, a predicted model, not a curated record
AUGGAGGAAGAGGCGACGAAGAUCAUGUCUGCCUACUGUUCGGGCAACUACAGCGCAGUCGAGGAUGCAUUUAAACGUAUGGACAAGGACCUGUUCAAGCACGCCGUUCGCCGUGCUCGAGAACUCGGGAACUCGGCCUUCACCAACGGGAAAUACGAGGAGGCCAUCAAAUACUACAAUGAGGCUCUUGCUGGCGAAGAAGCUUCCCAGAAGCACUCCCUUCUAUCAAAUAGAUCUGCUUGUUACUUUCUCCUUGGUGACAACGAAAAGGCUCUUGAAGACGCUCGAACGUGUAUACAGCUGAAACGAGAGUGGCCAAAAGGUUGGUUCCGAGCAGGGAGAGUUUUGUUCGCGAUUGGGAAGUACAGCGGAGCAGUGUCAGCCUUCACAAUGGCAAAAAGACAUGAAGUGGACGCCAUGAAGCUGAGAGAGUUGGACCUUUGGAUAGACAAAUCAGAGAAGUUGGCUCACAAGGCAAAACUCGUGGCACGCGUCACAACUGAGUACAGCCGCUUCGACGGUAUCGAAGAUCCCGACGAUGAACUGGCUCAAGCGCUUUCAGCAGAUGUCGAUACGGGGGGAUGCCCCAUUGAAUUCAGCGAGCAACUUUCAGAAAAACAAAAGCGCCAGCUUGAGAUGUUGCUUACCGGAAAAGCUGACGUUUCCUCGUUUUCAGAGAAGCGAACGCGAACUCUGUCUUUCUGCCCCUCAAUGAUUUUCUCGGAGUUGCCAAACUUCUCGAACGUCCUCCGUGAAUCGGCACGCAGCAAAUGCUCUAACAAAGACGAGAAAUCCGGAACACGUCUACGGGAACGAACGGACGAGGAAACAAAAAAACAGAGGCUUCGCCUGGAGGCGCCCGUGGCACUUUGCAGGUAUCUUCAGUUAACAACGGAACUUCGCGAGCCAAGAAAGCUUGCGGGCAUGCUGAAUACUGUAGAGCUGUCGGCCUUUACUGACGGGCUCUCUGCAGUGCUAGAGAAUGUCCUUUCCAAUAAGGAGAUUUCUUGUAACAGCUGGCUGUUCUUGGGCACAGGCACGUCUGAGGUGGCCAAGCAGAUGGUGCACCGGAACGGAGUAUCUGCCCUGGUUAACGUUGUUCGGCAGCGAAUAGAGGGCGUUGAGUGUGCAGAUGAUGCCUCGGAUCCACUGGAUCACGUAACCAAGGAUAUGAGCAAGAAAGCUGAGGUGCUCGUCAUUGACCUCAGUAUGCUAGACGAAGCCCUGCUGGGCCGCCGUCUCAUUCCUCAAGUCCGAUUUGCCCGAAAAAACCUUUGUCAGCCUGACGUCGUAGUGUAUCCCAGCAGAGCAACGGUAUUUGUUGAGGCCUUUUCCGUAACCCUGCCUCCGACAAAAACUGGUUACCAGUGGGGAGCAGUUGAAACAGCUGUUCGGUGGAAUCCGUACGCAGAACCAACUGCCCUUCGGGUGACCCAGGUUCCUUGUCCGACUGGACCGCCGUCAAGUUUCUGUCCCGUUCACAACGGCGACGUUGCUGUUCCUCUCUCAGACCCUCAUCCAGUUUUCCAGUUCACUUUUGAUGGACACCUCGAAGAGUUAGAUCAGGUAGCGCCUGCUCUUGCAUCGGCUGCAUUCUAUUUAUUUCAGGACCUGCCUCUUCACAGAGAAGAAACUAUCGUCUUACCUUGCACUGGAACGGGAGUUUUGAAUGCCUUCGUGGUAUGGUACAAACUCUGUGCACGCUUCAAGAAGGACGAGGCAGUCAGUCAUCCAGACGACGAAGAAACUCUCGUGCUGGAUGGCACGCCACACUCCACCUCUGUCCCUCCCUGUUGCCGUUCACGACAGAAUGAACUGAAUGGCAGUGCUUGUUCACGAAGACCCGCGUGGCGCCAUGCCGUGUUCUGGAUUGACCCUGUAACCGUGGAAGAAGGUCAAGUACUUACAGUAAAAGCCUCUCACACCUCUUCACGGUUGCGCUUCAAGUUGGUCUCUCCGCGCGAAUCACCCAAACGCACGCAGCAGUUUGCCAUUGCCCGCUAUCACCUCGAUCUCCUCCGCGAUCCUGAGCUUCUCGGCCAUCUCGAGGCGGGGCUUGCCCGUGUCGCACGGACGCAGCUGGACAAAAUCAGGAAACGCAUGCAACGAUACGAACAGCUCGCAGGGUCUUCCAAAGCUGAGGAUCUCCCCGUGCCGCCUUGCCUCUCGAUCUUGUGCGCGGGAGCGGCUCCGGCCCCCCUGCCGUUCCUUGCUGGACACGCCGCAGCUGACGAAAUUGUCCGGUCGGAAGGCUGUUCGGCAGGUGCUUGGCAGCAGCACCACAAGCGAAUUCAGCGGUACCACGUCACAGUAGUCGACCCUUGGACUGGAAACAUUCGAGCCUGCAGAAAGGUCGCGUCCGACAACCGUGAGCUUCUCUUGGAGCAAUGCCUCGCGCCAACCGUUCCGAUGGUCGCGGACACGAAAUGGAGGCCUGUGUCGGACCUCAUUGCCAGAGAAAACCGUUCCGGAAAACAGAGAGCUUCUCUGCAAGAUAAACGAGAGCAGUCGAAUUGCAACACUAUCAAAGAACGAUCCUGUGAAAGUGCAGCGCCGCGUCUCGUGAUACCUGAGGAACCUGGAACCACAAAAGAAGGCCACGACGCACUUCUGAAAGCGAAAGUGAAAGAAAGGUUUUCCUUCCUAGAGAAGGAUGUGCGUCAACUUAAGCCGCCUCGGGGUGAGGAGGACGCUGCAGCUUUACUAGCUCUGGGAGAACUUUAUCAGCUUCCACCCGGAUCUGAUAUCAAGGCACAUCUCGAACGAAUCGACGAGGCAGAUCCGGAAGAAGCAGAAUUAUGCAGGCUGACCUCGCCUGCCCUAAUGUGUGUUUUGGGACUGUUUGAUUACGGGUGUUUGGGAGAGGGUGCUCUUCCCCUUUCAAAGUUCAUUGCGAAAGUGCUGAUGAACAAACGCGAAGGAGUCUUCGUGCCUCGCCGGGCGAGGAUUUUCGCCGUCCUUGUUGAGAUUGGCAAGGCUUCGGUAGGAGGUGUCGAUGCGGAAACGUGGCGCACAUACCGAUACGUGCCGGAUUACGGUGGUGUUGAUCUGGACGAGGAAGCGUUUGUACCACUUGGUGACCCUUUUGAAGCUUGGGAAUUUGAUUUCUCUGAGAACACUCUAGCCGACCAGGCCUCGCCUCUUUUUGCAAGAGCAACAAAGGAAUUGACGGUCAACAUAACCCACACUGGGGAGUUAAACGCCGUAGUCUUCUGGUUCGAGCUGGAAGUAGACGAACUCUUAACAAUAUCCACCGCUCCUAAUGCGUUGGUAUCCCGAAUCGGGUCGACGUUUCACAAGAUGGAUUCAUCAGGCAAACGAGUCGAGAGCAAAACACAAUCCUUGGCACAUGGUUCACAGAAUUCCUCUGCACACACAACGUAUCAUACGAAGGCGUGGAAGCAAGCGUGUCAGAUGCUGGCACCAGUUGAGGUAGUGAAAGGUCAAAAAGUAUCAGUCGGCACCGCGCACGACAGCACCAAGAUUUUGUUCAGAGUUACGGCUGACCAAGAGCAAAACGAAAGAUCGAGGCCCUUGAGCGAUCCCAGCUGGGUAAACAUGGCUGAGCGUCAUCAACAGCUGAGUAACACUUGGAUGAAGGUCUUAUGUAACAGCAGCGGUGAUAACGAUGACUCUUUUGUCUCACAAGUAAGCUUCUAA